UUCAGGCGUAAGCACAAGCACUCUGGUUGUGUCUCUGGGUCUCCAGAGUCUACAGGGAUCAAACCCCAAUCAAGUGUCUCGGACAGUAUCACAGAUCAUCAUUCAUCCCAACUUUAACUCUGGAACUUUUGAAAACGACAUCUGCCUCCUGAAGCUCUCCUCACCCGUGACUUUCACCACCUACAUUCAGCCCGUCUGUCUGGCAGCCACAGGCAGCACCUUCUACAAGGGGACUGUCUCCUGGGCCACCGGCUGGGGCAAUGUUGGAUCUGGAGUGUCCCUUCCUUUCCCACAAAACCUAAUGGAGGUGCAGCUGCCGGUUGUAGGAAACAGAGAGUGUACCUGUAACUACGGAGUGAGCUUGAUCACAAACAACAAGAUGUGCACCGGGUUCAGUGCUGGAGGAAAGGACAUCUGUCAGGGGGAUGGAGGAGGUCCGCUGGUGAGCAAGCAGGGCGGUCGCUGGAUCCAGUCGGGAAUCACUAGUUUUACCAGUAGUAGGGGCUGUGCCCAGCCUAAUAUCCCAUCAGGCUACACCCGAGUGUCCCAGUAUCAGUCCUGGAUCAACAGCCAGAUCACCAGCAACCAACCAGGCUUCAUCACCUUUACCUCCGCUGGGACUGACGGUGACCUCAGCAUAAGAUGUCCUACCACGCCACCACCAGCAGCUCAAGUGUGUGGUCAGCCAACACUCAACACCAGGAUUGUUGGAGGACAGGUGGCCUCUGCAGGCAGCUGGCCCUGGCAGGCCAGUCUGCAAACCUCUGGCUCCCACUUCUGUGCAGGAACCCUCAUUAACAAUGACUGGGUGCUGACUGCUGCUCAAUGCUGCUCAAG
This is a messenger RNA of Micropterus dolomieu (smallmouth bass), 837 nucleotides long. RefSeq names its product tryptase-like. The transcript has 4 exons. The record is from RefSeq and is a predicted model, not a curated record. The annotation marks the transcript as partial. Gene Ontology annotation, biological process: proteolysis. Lineage: Eukaryota; Metazoa; Chordata; Actinopteri; Centrarchiformes; Centrarchidae. Gene Ontology annotation, molecular function: serine-type endopeptidase activity.